This is a messenger RNA of Rhizophagus irregularis DAOM 181602=DAOM 197198, 999 nucleotides long. The record is from RefSeq and is a predicted model, not a curated record. NCBI's taxonomy places the organism in Eukaryota, Fungi, Glomeromycota, Glomeromycetes, Glomerales, Glomeraceae.
AUGGUAAAAAAAAAGUACAAAAUUGGAACAUGUUUUGGGUGUCAAAAAUGUUUAUAUUGUGGUAUAGAUUUAGAAAAAGAUAUAUCAUUUGAUCCUAUCACUUCUAAUCCUAAACAAUUUGACUUUGUUAAAAAUAAAAAUGAACAUUUCCAAUAUGGAUAUGAUCUAACAAAAAGUAUUCAAUUUUCACUUUGUACAAAAUCAGAAACUACAGAAGUUAUUGAUCUUGAAACUGGCUCUUCUGAAGUCUCCACAGUAACUCAAAGUAAAUCUAAACACAAUGAUUCAGAAAAUGAUGAUGAUGAUGAACUAGAAAUGGAAAUUGAUUAUAAACUUGUUAUCAAACAAGCUGAUGGUUCUGCUCUUCCAGCUAAAAACUAUUCAGUAACAAUUUCUGAAUUAGACGAAUUUUUACUUGCAAUUCAAAAUAAUAUUACAGCUCUUCUUAAAGAUGAUGAAAUUAAUGCUAAUGAUUAUAACAUUUCUUUCAAAUCAGAAAAGGCUCAAGGAGCUGCAAAAAGGACUAUGCUUAUUCUUGUUACUAUGAAAAAAAAGGAAAAGCUAGUGAAACGAAAGAAAAAGGAAUCUAAUUCAGAUGAUGAUGAAAUAAUUUGUGAUGAAUCAAUUCCAAAGGGUGGCAACAGUAAUAAAAUUCCAAAAGUUUCAGAUAUUUCUAUAAUUGAUCAAAGGAUUGCCAAAAAUGUUAUAGAAUUACGAAAGGAAACUUGGUGUUCUAUUCAUAAUAGUCUCGCAACAGUUAAAGAACCACCAACACAUCUUUCAUUUGGGUAUACACAUCCAUCAAAAAAUAGAUCUCAAUCAAAUUUACCUCAAUUUUCAAAUAAUGUGCAAGAUUUGAUUAAUCCUAUUUUUUCUACCCUUUUACAAGCAUUAGUUACUCCACAUUUUCUUCAACAACCUUCAUCUUCUUUAACAUCUAAUAAUUCUAUAGUAUCUCAAUCAUCGCAAUCAAUACCUUCGAUGGCUGAAUUCUUGUGA